Molecule: messenger RNA, 4032 nt
Organism: Marasmius oreades (fairy-ring Marasmius)
Lineage: Eukaryota; Fungi; Basidiomycota; Agaricomycetes; Agaricales; Marasmiaceae
Exons: 3
Coding region: 17-1390 (457 amino acids)
Source: RefSeq, a predicted model, not a curated record
UUUGUUGCCCACUAUCAUGCCAGAUGGUCUGGCGAAUCCUUUCUUCAACCCAUUUUCAGACAAUAUUUCACAGGAAGGGGUCUUCGACAACACAGAGGCCACGCCGACGUACAGAACGCUCAAGAAACGUUCAAGUUACGACUCAAUAAUUGCUAGCUCUAGCUCUAGCUCCAACAAAGGCCACAGCGUUUUCACAGGCUCCAUUUUACACUCUCGGGCACGCACAGACGUACAAGCUGGGAUUCCGAGUUCUAGUCAUCACCCUCUUCGCGGUGCUGGUAUUUCGAAUGGUGCCACUGACUCAGGUGUUACAAGACCACAUCUUAGUCGCGUUCUGACGUCCCAGUUGAUAGAUUUUGAAGAGGAACAAAGAGAAGAAUACGAUUUGGGCGAUAUAGACGCGGAAGCGGCGGAAGAGAAGGCAGUCUUAGUACAUAAGGUUGCACAUUAUGAUUCUCUUGCAGGAGUAGCGUUGAAGUAUGGAAUCAACAUCUCAGAGCUGAGGCGUGCAAACCAUCUUUGGGCUUCGGAUUCGAUUCACUUACGGAAGGAGCUCUAUAUACCUCUCGACAAAGUUUCACGGCCUCAGGUCGCCCACGGUCCUUUCAAAGGGGUCUCUCCCCAAGCUAGUGGGUCCUCCCCAUCGACUACAGUAUUCAGUGGAGCUGUUCUGGUAGAUGACAGCUCGCCAAUCGACCACCCGACGGGUUACAUUCGGAAGAUACCUGCCAAGCAACUCUCCUUCUUCCCUCCCUCCGCAAAACCGCCAAAGACCGCACAAGAUGGGGCUUUGUCCCUCGGGAUCUCAGACGAGUCGAAACAUAAUGCACGCAUCGCCGGCACGAACACCCCUCCAACCUCUCUUAACGCAAUCCUCAAUGCGUUACCGAUCGCAGCAUCCACCCGGGACAGUAUCAUGGCUCGCCUGUCUUUCGAAAGCGCGACGUCGAGCUAUAAUGACGGAGAACACGAGUUGGUUGAUGUCCGCGUCGCUCGACACGCCCGUAGUAUGUCUCAUGACGGUAUCGUAGAUGAUUACAACAGCACGACCAAAGCACAGAAGGCACCUCACCCUAGGGUUCUGAAAAAAAACCACGGCCGGCCUGUCGGAAGCUCAGAUAUCAACCUGAGGAACUUUUCACGACAGGACGUUCCUACUUACCCGAUGACAUCGCCAAACACAAUGUUCUCAAGUUCAGAUAUCACCUCUUUUCCUGUACCUGUCCGUACAGUCCAGAUGGAACCAUCUCCCACGAUGCACCUUCCUUCCUCGGUACGCUUGUCGAAGACUUUGGGCGGCUCGAAUGUUGACAUGCGAAGGGAAAAAAGGAGGCCUCUGCUGAUAGAUGUUGAGUUCGAUUCGAACGGCGGCAACUCUCCAUCUGAUUAGCCCUUGCUUCGAGCAAUGCCGUGGUUCACAACGCGACGAUGGGAGCCUAUCACCUGAAGCCUCUGGCAGAUCAUUCUCACCUUUCCGGAGCCAAUAUCGCCUACAACUGCGGCGAACGAGAAAGAUGUUUAAGGUUUAAACGGCGAUCAUGCUUCCUUCCAAUCUGUGAACUCCUGUGAAGGCACGAGGAGGGUGAUGGGCACCAUAUCGCAACUCUGAAUACUGAACAUGGGAUAGUGACUGGCUGGACUACGAUUUCUGCCUGACAGAUUACACCCCGACUUCGCCUCUCUCUCUCUCUCUAGUAACGUCUUGUGCGUUUUGGAAAUGUGGAACACGAGGUGAUUUUUGUGUGUCGGGGAAGAACAACCACCGUUAAUGUUGACUGGACUCGGUGCUCGACGCGUAUGGGAGCGCGGGUACGGAGUAUUGAUAUCUCCGGAAUCCAGAGGCAGCUUGUCGAUGAUUAGGCAAUGUUAUCCUCGAAUCAGAUAAUCUUCUAUAGGCGCCGUCAGUGGAUGCUCCUAUAUGAUCAGUGAUGUUGACUGGAAUGAACCAGUUUGGUUCUCUGCCUUUACGAACCAGCGGUGCAUCUUCCCAUCGUCCCGUUAUAACUACCAUCAUUUGAACCAAACCCAGUCAAAGUCCCUUCAUCCAUAUUUACCUUGAGAUGCCGGUUCCGGUGCUGAUACGGUAACUCAAAUUUUUCCCGGUCAGCACACAAUCAGGAAUCUAAGGGGCAGACCCACUUUUACAUCAAUGGCGUUGAUCAUCUCUCGAACUGUGGGACAGUUCGUCUCAAAAAUAUCUGAACUUGGUCCGUUCAUACAGCACUACCCUCUUGGGAGCAUUGUCCUGUUUAGCCACGCUUUGUGUGGGCCCUCAGGAUCCGGAUCUCCGGUCCAAUAGAUGUUCGCAACGUUCUGAUUAUGUUCAAUGUGUGUUUUUCUGUGGUUGGGAAAUCCCCUACCUUCUGCACCCCCGAUUUGUGUUUACGAUGCGUAAUGAUGCAGUCGUGCCCCCGGAAACUACGUCUCUAGCAGCUUAGCUCCGAGACCCCAUAACGACUGUUGUACCGGUGACUGAGGACGCACGGGACGUCAAGUGAGCUUAGCUGGCCAGUUCUGUCGAGGCGGAGGGAGUCCUUCAUGACCGACCAAGAGCAAGUUUGAUCCCAAAGCUUGUUUCGUCCCGCGCCACGGGGAGUCUCAGUUGUGCUUCACACCUGUGGAGCGUGGGUGACGGAGGGCAAGUUCUUUGCUUUCCCAUUCGUUCUCUUCAACCUUCCCUUGUGCAGGCGCAUUUGCUCCUAUUCUUCUAUCGUUAAACUACCUACAGCAAACUCGGGAAAUUCGCUGCGAAAUAUCCCUCCUCCAUGACUAAAUCGUAUCUCCUGCAUUGAAGGACGCAACAGUUGUAGAGUCGUCUUGUAAAGAUUAUAGGGUCCCACUACAGCCGCCUUCAUUCAUGUUUUCCUUUCAAGUAGCCUCCUUGAGUCGCAACUGGGCUGGUACAUCCAGUACCUUACAGUGACUGGCGAGUUUCCCCUCCAUCCCCUUCCUCCACCAUACACAGCGUCAUUCUUACGACCUGAGCGUCGUCAUUGAUCAGGACUCUGGAAAUGAGGCCAAAGAACUUUCUUCGAAACCCUUCAGGAAUAUCUUUCAGACUUGACGAAGCAUGCGGUUGACUCCUCUAUGAGCCAUGGCCUUUCAUUUGGGAACAGGGAUGAUCGGUUGGACCCAGCGUUCGUCCGCUUAUUUUGGAAUAUGAGCUUUCGUCCGUGGUCGCCACACCGGGCGCGCCCGCUCAUGAUAGAAAUAUUAGGGUUCUUUAAUCAGACCGGUACUGAGAGCCUUUCUGGAAUUCGUUGUCGUCGGUUCUUCUUCUUUUGCCACUCGAUCCGAGGAAAGACCCACGUUUGAAGAAGAAUCAUUGCAGCCCAGUGUGUGUCACUUGUUUAACGCUCAAUCAUGGUUCGUGUUUAUCGGUGCUCUAGAGGUUAUUAAUGGGGGCGUGCUUUUAGCGGUUCAUAUUCCGAGAGCUGGAACUGAGCAGAUUUACGGGAGCCGUUUUCUGAGCGAACCGCGGACCGGGAGGGACGCAGUUAGAACCGGCAUAGACAUGUGAACACUGGAGGAGAACUUGGCGUUCUUUUUCUUCGCUUCAGGGCGACAGCCCGUCACACGGAGUUGAGUCAGGACCUGUGUGUUGACCUUGUGAAUGCCUUACUUACCUCAGAAUUAGAAUAUGAAAUUAAACUCUGGAAAAUCCCUUCUCCCCAAAACCUGUUCGCCGGGAAUUUGGCUCUGAGCACGAUCCGAGUCGCCCAAUAUACACAAAUCUUUCUUGACAAUUCACACAUUCGAGCUUCUGAACCUUAUUACUCGAUGCCCUUGUUCUCAACAUGGGACGCUGAUUCGUGGGUGGCCUGGGGGCAGUGGCGGGCUCUUUCUCAACUAUCCGACAAAAGAGCGACCAUAGUCAUCAUGAUGCGGCCUGCACAGACCGGUGGUGGCGGACUGUCACUGAUGGAAGAAGAAGAGAGGAAAGUACCAGCACGGUCAGCUGUGAAAUAAAGUUCGGUCUGUACUAGUGCUGUAUUUUCACCCUACUUCUCGAAGAUGGACACUAAAGUUUGA